AUGGCGUGGCUUCUGAGGCUUUUGGCCAGUGCCUGCGCGCUGCAGGUCGGAGCCGUUGUCGUAUGCCCUGCCACGAUGGCGGCAGGUGAGACUUACUUUUGCUACGCCAGUGCCACUGCCGGACAGGCAGCAUCACGGACCUCACCGAGGGCUUGUUUCAUGGCAUCAUGUUCUCCGAGGGGGACGACUGGAAGAAUCAUUGCGCCGGCCUUCAACGCCAAGAAUGUGGAGAGCUACACACCGGCCAUCACCGAAAUUGCCGAGAAGUUCAUGUCCGUGUUGGAUGCCGACUGUCGAGCAGAGGUUGAGACCAACUUCUCCGAGCUCCUGCCUCUGUACGUCGGCGACGUUCUUUGCAUGACUGCCUUUGGCGAAGAUCUCGGAAUGCUGCAGACGAGGGAUGGCUCCUUGGUGAAGGACAUUGAAAAGAUCAUGACCGGCAUCAACAGUCGGGUGGCCAGCUGGAUUCCCUAUUGGAAAUUCCCAUUCUUGGGCAGGCUGGAUGAAGGGGCACGAGCUUCUGCUCGCAUGGCGAAGAGGAUGGUGGACCUAAUGGAAAAGCAAUCUGGGCGGGGCGAUACGGUGGUGGAGAGGCUUCGGAAAAUGGGAGGCGACAAGUUCAGCCACGAGGAGCUCGUCAACAACCUCGUCGUCCUCUUUGCUGCCGGCACCGACGCGCCCGCCCAGACGCUAACCUGGGUGUUCUAUCACAUCGCGCGCCUUCCCGAGCUGCAGCGGGCGCUGGCAGAAGAGGUGAAGUCUGUGCCUCAAGGCGUUGUUUCUCUCGAAAAGCUGGAUUCGCUGAAGUUGGUCCAUGCCACAUGGCUCGAAACACUGCGGAUGAGCUCGGAGGCGACUGAGCUUCCGAGCACCGUUGAAGACGGCGGUCUGGAUGAGCUUCCUAUGAGCUCUUUGGCCUGGGGCAAGCUCGCUGGCCUGGGUGGAGCUUCGUUCCACGAGAAUCCUGAGACUUCCUCAAUCUUCUUCAUCGGCGGAGGCGUCACGCUGUCAUGGUGGGAUAGGUUGAAGGAGCUGUCCUCGGGCUCCUCGUUUACCCAGGGCGUAGAGUUCGUUGGGGUGGAGCGGCUUGGCAGGGGCUUGGAGCUUCGCGCCUCGGGAGAGGUCUGCGAGUCUACCUGCGACCUUCUGCACAGGACAAGCAAAACUGCGAGCCACACACCGCUGGAAGAUGCAUGCAAAGCCUUCGUGCCGGCACUGCCCGUCACCCUGCUGCUGUACUGCUAG
Symbiodinium sp. CCMP2456 is the source of this 1245-nucleotide messenger RNA. The record is from the annotation of a GenBank genome assembly. NCBI's taxonomy places the organism in Eukaryota, Dinophyceae, Suessiales, Symbiodiniaceae.